Molecule: messenger RNA, 781 nt
Organism: Emiliania huxleyi CCMP1516
Lineage: Eukaryota; Haptophyta; Isochrysidales; Noelaerhabdaceae
Exons: 2
Coding region: 6-443 (145 amino acids)
Source: RefSeq, a predicted model, not a curated record
CGCAGAUGGCUCUGCUGCUGCUGCCGUGGCCGCUUCCGGAGCUGCGCCACCUCCACCGGCUCUCCCGCAACGUGUCGGUCUUUUACGCGCUCGAGGUGUUUGUGCUGGUCGUGCCGCUGCUCGACAUGACCAUCUCCGACCUCGCCAACGGCAUGCUCACGCCGGCGAAUUUCCCGCUCUGCGGCGACCUCGACGCGCGGUACGGCGGGCCCUGCUUGGAGCUUGGGGUUGAGAAGCGCGUCGGGUACUACUAUAUGGCCGCCUCGGUCUUUCUCUACUUCCUCUCGGGCAUCGACGGCUCUCUGGUUCACAAGCGGAUCCACCGCCUCCUCCACCCAUACGACGACCCGCCGCCCACACUGCAUUGCGUCUGCGGCCGGCCGCCCCCUCGGUACAAGCGCAGCCGCAAGCCAGCGGCGCUGGCCCGGGGUCUCCGGGCCUGAGCCUGCCCGCAGUCCUACCAGCGGCAUCUUGCCGCCGAGACGAUCCGUUGUCUCCCGUACAGUUUUGAGAUGUGAUUGUGCACAAGAGAGUUGUCAGGCGGGCGCUGGUCAUCGCGAUCCGGUCGAGGCCCCGCCCGCGCGCGCUCUCGUGGGAACCUCUCCCCGUUUGGCCUGUUCGGAUAUUCGAGUGCGUCUGGCCGGUGUUACUGCGGUCGUGACGUCAGCGGGCAGGCGCGCGACUAUUAGAGGCGUGACGGCGAGAUACGCCGCGCUCAUGCGGUGUGUGUGGGUCACGGCAACCCUGUCUUAUGUAUUUCUUAUUUGUACUGUACUGUGCG